ACAUUAAUUCAGACGGAUAGCGGCUGAGAGCUGUAGUGGACCGGCAACUGAAUAUUCCAUAGCGAGUAGAUUGUGCUUCAUCAUCGUGAUUGGGAUUCUAAUUUCUACAUAUAUUCAACCGCAAAGGGGCUGAACUCAUUCACAGACAGCAUCGCCAUGACUGAGAAAUCGUACACGACAACUUCUCCCUUCCCGCCCCUCACCCCGGGCAAAAUAAGGGUCUACAGCAUGAGGUUUUGUCCUUAUGCUGAGAGGACGAGAUUAGUUCUACAUCACAAGAACAUUGAACAUGAGAUAGUGAACAUUGACUUGAAGCAGAAGCCAUCUUGGUUCUGGGACAGGAACCCCAACGGCACUGUACCCAUCUUCGAACUGGACGACAAAGUAAUCUAUGAGUCUUUGAUCAGCUCUGACUACGUGGAUGAAGCGUACCCCAACAACAAACUGACCCCCUCAGACCCGUACAGGAGAGCCCAGGACAGGAUCAUUGUGGAACUGUUUUCAAAGGUAGUGUCCUUCUUUUACAAGAUAGCUUAUGGCAAAGAGGUCCCAAAGGAAGCUAUUACGGGAUUCCAUGAGGCUCUUGAUAGGGUUGAGAAGGCUCUUGCAGACAGGGGGACCCCGUUCUUUGGUGGCAGCUCUGUCCAGAUGGUUGACCUAAUGCUGUGGCCUCACGCUGAAAGGUUUGAUGCCAUGACCCAGUUAGUGAAAGAAGCGAGUGUGCCAGCAGAUCGGUACCCGAAGUUUACCAAGUGGAUCGAAAACAUGGGGACGGUACCAGCUGUACAGAAAUGUCGUUGGGAUACACCGUCUCAUAUCCAUUACAUAGAAACAGCCAAAGCUGGUAAACCAGAUUUUGACGUCGGACUUUGAAUUUGAAUCAGUAUUUUCACAGAACUGUGCAGAUGAUAACAUAACAUAGCUGUUGUUCCUGCAUAGAUGAUCAUGCCUUUCUGGAGUGUGUAGCUCCAGUGAUGUGUUACGUCUGAAUCAUUCUGGUCUCACAAGUUUCCACAAUAUACACACCAUACAGUAUAAGGAGCACAUGCAGAAACAGACAUUGAUCUGAUCAUUGAAGCUGAUUCAGGGAAAUUUUAGUCACGAAGAAAUUCUCCUUAGAUCAAGGACUUGGGCCAAAGAAGAUUUGCUUUUUACAUUUACUGUGUUCAUUACAAAUCUGUCUUAACAACACAAGAACCCUGAUGACUUAUUUAAACAAGGCAAUAAACUUUGGAACUACCACUCUUGAACAAAAUACACCAAGGUUAUGUCUUUUAUUACAACUGGCUCCUUCGGAUUAGAAACUUGCACGUGGGCCAUUGUAUCAGUGACGUGCGAUGUAAUCUGAAGGACAUGCAUUCAUGGUGCUAAGUGAUCGUUAAGAUGUAUCUCCGGGUUAUCACAGACACUGAUAUUCGUUCGCCAAUGUCAGGUCGUUGCUUGUAUGAUGAAAUUGAUGAACAAUUAUACUUUUGGAGCUUCAAUUUUCUGUCCUAAUAAAGCUUGUUCAGUGGA
Haliotis rubra (blacklip abalone) is the source of this 1515-nucleotide messenger RNA. RefSeq names its product glutathione S-transferase omega-1-like. Bases 157 to 873 code for a protein of 238 amino acids. Gene Ontology annotation, molecular function: glutathione transferase activity; glutathione dehydrogenase (ascorbate) activity. Gene Ontology annotation, biological process: glutathione metabolic process. The transcript has 6 exons. Gene Ontology annotation, cellular component: cytoplasm. The record is from RefSeq and is a predicted model, not a curated record. Lineage: Eukaryota; Metazoa; Mollusca; Gastropoda; Lepetellida; Haliotidae.